AUGGCAGAUGGGACCGAUGAGUCCCUGCAGCCCUCCACGCUUACAGCUUGUCGUCGUCCAUCAUUGCCAGUCGCACCAUCUCGUUUCGACAAGUCUGGACAACACUGCUCUGCGGGUCCUGUCAUUACCACUGCGUCACUGGCGUCAGGCCUAGAGGCACGCCUCGUACCACUGUGGCAGGCAGCCUUGCCGGUAGAAAGAGUAAGCAGCAGUGUCGGACGAAAUUGGAAUUGUCUGGCCGAGAAUGACGCUAUCACAUUGGUCCAGCCAAGCACACGAUUGCGUGAGCUGGCGGGAGUCUCCGCUUUCACCGGACUGUUUGCUUGUUUACCUGUCACGAAAACAGAAGAGGAUAUGGUUGGGCGCCAAAGAAACAACGCACACGAUGCCGUGCUGGGAGCAGGGAGCUUGCCUGCGAUGCCAUUGACAACAGCAACACUGCCCACGGCCCGCCAAUUCGUGACACAAUUGUUGAACUCGCUGUCAGCACUAUCCUUGACCGAAGAUGCUGCCGCUGCUUCCGUUGCUGUCGGGAAUCCACUACAGAACGCGUCGGAUCAGGUGAAGAAGCAAUUCCUCGCCCUCCAGGUCCUAUUCCCAAAUGAAUUCAUACCCGCCUUGGAUCUCCUCGACCGCCGUCUCGUAACGCGAUUUCACAUCUGCAAUGCCGAUGACAACAACGAGGAAACCAACAAUGAUCGGACAAGCGACACCAGCGCGCAGCAAAAUCACCCUCGACAGCAACAUCCUCGAUCCCCGACUACAAUCCAGCAAGACCACACCAUGACUGAUUUCAAUCCCGACCAGCUCCCGAGCCCCGACACCGAGAUCCCACUACCCAACCCUAAUAUCCAUAAUCCCACCACAAACACGAUAUACUACGUCCAAUCCGCCGCCCCUCCCCGCCCCACCCGCUUCUCCACCUCCAUCGACACGACCAUCUUUUACCAAGUCCGUCUCACGGCUUGGAAUUGCUCAUGUCCGGCUUUUGCAUUCAAUGCUUUUCCCGCCGACAUCAGUAGUAUUCCCAACUCCAACACCACACCCAACCUUUCUCACCCCGCCUUCAUACCCACGCCCACAACACAAUCCCCAACCCUCUUUGGCGGCGUCAGUCUUGAUAUGGGUAUGCCACCCGUGUGCAAGCAUUUGCUGGCUUGUGUGUUGGCGGAGAAGUGCGAUGGCUUGUUUGGUCGCUUUGUGUGUGAGAAGAAGGGGGGUGUGGGGGAGGCGGCGGGGUGGGCGGCGGGGUGGGGGGAGUGA
This is a messenger RNA of Plenodomus lingam JN3, 1263 nucleotides long. RefSeq lists its product as uncharacterized. Gene Ontology annotation, molecular function: zinc ion binding. Lineage: Eukaryota; Fungi; Ascomycota; Dothideomycetes; Pleosporales; Leptosphaeriaceae. The record is from RefSeq and is a predicted model, not a curated record.